CGUCCGCGCACCCUCGAAUAGUGAGGGCAGUUGUGCUCGGUGGUGAAAAGUUAUAUCGUCAUUCUCACCACUGCGAGCACCGGGUGGUGCAAGGUACGUCACACUUCGUCCGCUUCAGCUGAUCCCCGAUCUGUGCGACAUUUCCUGUCGACGUCACAGAUUGUGCGGGCAUCCGACCCUCGGGUGAUCGACAAAGGAAAGACGCGGCGACACGGCGAUUCUAUACGAAGCGCUCUACAAAGGCUGUAAAACGUGCGCGAACGAGAGGGAGGUGUCCGUUUUUGGGAAUCGGUGAAAUUCAAACACGAAACCUGGGUCAAGGAUCGAGAAAAACCGAGCAUCUGAACGAUGUGAAAGGAAUAUAUGGACGGACACCAAACGGGCUGGGCAGAUUCGGCGAAAUCACGAACACGUGGCGAGACGUAAAGCGGGCGUUAAGCCUGCUGUGCGUAAAGAAAUUUUCCGGCAGCGCGACAAUGCUGGAGGCGCCGCCUGGAAGUCGCGAAGACCUCGUAGAGGCAGCAAGAACUCCAUGUACACCCACCGAUCUGGACACGAUGCUGUACGGAUACACGAACAGCAUAUACGUGCUGGACCACACGCCUGAAUCCUUGCCGGACAUGGAUAUGCUGCAGCUGUUCGCAUCUCCGGCAGGUCGAGCAUUGCUUACGAGCGACAAUCGACCGAGGGGAUCAACGUCGACGUCCUCCUUGUCUCGAGAGUUCUCGUCGAGGCUGAAGAACAGCAGGAGACCAUCAGGCACCGGCACCGUCAGCGCACCCACCUCGCCGCCAAGACGGCGGAAGUCGAGCGCCGAGCUUUACAAGGAAGCUGUUGAGAUCCUCGGCCUCACUUGCUCACUGACCGAUAGCUGUCGGUGCAUCGACUGCCAGAGCAACUACUUCGAUUGUGAAGACGAUUGCGCGGAUGCCGGUACAGAAUUGGCUGCAGGCACUCCUAUUCUAUUGGACCACGCUCUAUCGCAUCAUCUCACUGUGUGUUCCAUACAGUAGCAGGCGACCAGCAGACGAAAAUUUCGAAAUCGACCCCUUAGUCCGCUCUGCCAUAUGUUCCAGAAGAAGAUGAUGACGUCGUCGGCAUGUCAAUAUCUUCCGGCAAAUGCAUAACAUUCACGUUAAAAACAAAAAUUAGCGAGACUGAAAGCAACCAGUGCGAUAUUACAUAGCGAUCGAAUAUCGGAUAACAGGAAAACGGAGUCGUUUGUUUUGUAGUUUGUAAGUCUCCAUAGAAUUUAUGCAAAUGUAUACUUUUCCUUGCCAAGUAAUUUACCCGACAUCUUGUAUGAUUGGACCAUUAUUUGCUCCAUGUUCAUUGAAUAAAUGCAGCAUCAGGCUUUA
Molecule: messenger RNA, 1358 nt
Organism: Pogonomyrmex barbatus (red harvester ant)
Lineage: Eukaryota; Metazoa; Arthropoda; Insecta; Hymenoptera; Formicidae
Source: RefSeq, a predicted model, not a curated record